CAAAAUUUGUGUUGCUACAAAAGACAACAUACUUACCUAAGUAUAUUUUAAUCUUCACCACAUUCAAUUCAAUAGCGUGAAUGCAACCGUGUAAAAUAUUAGUCGGGCGGUGAUUUGUUAUAAUUGCUUGACAGCUUUGUGACAGCGUAACAGCCAGUGCAAAUUUUUCCAGAUAGUGAAAGAGUGGCACAUUUUAUUAAUAUUGUGAGAAUAUUUUUGAAACAAAUGAAAUAAUAUAUUAAAAUUAUAUUGUAAACUACGCAUUAAAUAAAACGUAUUCUACCAUCAAAAUGCCAAAGCAAACAUCAGAAAAUUGCGAUAGAAGUUCAGACGACGUGCAAGGUGGGGAGUUGUCACCGGUUGAAGAUAAUCAGGUAGCAGCCGAUAAUGUAGACGAAAAAGUGGAUGACGAUGAUGUGAAAAAACAAGAGGAAGCAAGAACUAUUGCUGGACUAGCGUCAGAUUUAAAUCUAUUGAACCGAAGAAAUUUAUUACAAGCAGUAUCAGAAGCAGUAUCGGGCAAUCGAGUUAGCAAGCAGUUUGCAUUUUGGUCCACGCAGCCUGUGCCAAAACUAAAUGAAGACAUAACUACAAAUGAGUGCAUUGAACCAGAUAAAGACAUUUCAGACAUUAAGCCAGAUCCAUACACACUCCCUGAUGGUUUUAAAUGGGAUACAUUGGACUUGACAAGCUCAGCGGAUCUUAUUGAGUUAUAUACUUUAUUAAAUGAGAACUAUGUUGAAGAUGAUGAUGCGAUGUUUCGUUUUGAUUACCAGCCAGAAUUUCUUAAGUGGUCGUUACAACCUCCAGGUUGGAAACGUGACUGGCAUGUUGGCGUACGCGUAGUAAAAUCGGGGCGUUUAGUUGGGUUUAUAUCUGCAAUACCGAGUAAAUUACGUGCAUACGAAAAAAUACUAAAAAUAGUAGAAAUAAAUUUCCUUUGUGUGCACAAAAAGCUACGAAGUAAACGAGUAGCUCCAGUACUAAUUCGUGAAAUAACUCGUCGUGUUAAUUUAACUGGAAUUUUUCAAGCUGCUUACACUGCAGGUGUAGUUUUACCAAAACCAGUAUCUACAUGUCGUUAUUGGCAUCGUUCCUUAAACCCAAAAAAACUAGUUGAGGUGAAAUUUUCACAUUUGGCUCGUAAUAUGACUAUGCAACGAACUAUUAAACUUUAUAAAUUACCGGAUAGACCUAAAACGAAAGGUUAUCGUCGUAUCGAAUCUAAAGACAUGGAUAAAGCACACAAACUGCUCAAUGAGUAUCUUAAGAAGUAUUCAUUAUGUCCUGUAUUUUCUAAAGAGGAGUUUCGUCAUUGGUUUACACCUAGAGAUGGCAUAAUUGACUGUUUCAUUGUUGAAAAUGAAAACGGGGAUAUCACUGAUAUGGCUAGCUAUUAUUGCCUGCCUUCAUCUGUAAUGCACCAUCCAGUGCACAAGACUAUAAGAGCAGCUUAUUCUUUUUAUAAUGUUUCGACUGCUACUCCCUGGUUGGAGCUUAUGAAUGAUGCUUUGAUAUCUGCACGAAGUAUAAGUAUGGAUGUUUUUAAUGCAUUAGAUUUGAUGGAAAACAAGCUAUUUUUAACGCCACUAAAGUUUGGCACCGGUGAUGGCAACUUGCAAUAUUAUUUGUAUAAUUGGAGAUGUCCAGCAAUGAAACCAGAAGAUAUUGCUUUGAUUUUGAUGUAGAAAGCUAUUAAAUCGUAUUCAAGCACAUAUUUUGUUGUACCUCUUAGUAAGCAAAUGAAUUAAUUCGUUUAAAUAAAAUGCUUUAAAUAA
Teleopsis dalmanni is the source of this 1778-nucleotide messenger RNA. RefSeq names its product glycylpeptide N-tetradecanoyltransferase (gene Nmt). The transcript is spliced from 3 exons. Bases 291 to 1688 code for a protein of 465 amino acids. Lineage: Eukaryota; Metazoa; Arthropoda; Insecta; Diptera; Diopsidae. The record is from RefSeq and is a predicted model, not a curated record. Gene Ontology annotation, molecular function: glycylpeptide N-tetradecanoyltransferase activity. Gene Ontology annotation, biological process: N-terminal peptidyl-glycine N-myristoylation. Gene Ontology annotation, cellular component: cytoplasm.